AUUAACCCAUUCCACUGGAUCCUCUUCGCCACCCUCUCUCUCAACUCGCACAUCAUGACCUCGCUUCCUUGGGCGGACUUCCACUAAACGUAACCCUUCCUCUUUCAUCAGCUGGAAUUUUACUGGGAAAAGUUGUCGACAGUCUCAGACCUUAACCCUACACACUUCGAGGUUUAUACCGGUGGCACCGGAUGAAAAGUUCCGGUGUUUUGUACUUGAACAUUACAAGAUCCAUAAAUUUGAAAACAUUAGCUUAAAACCCGCGAAAUCUAGUGACCCAGUAAACCACCUGGCCAUCCUCAUGAACGAGUCGUUGCUAUAGAGUUCAGCGAUGGCGUGGGUUUGCCGAUGACCCUUUUAUUAUUAAAACCGCGACCUCUUAGGGCUCGAGCCUCCACAAUAAUCAUGGCCCAUUUUCAUGAUUACACUAAAGGAGGAGGAUUUCACCCAUUUAGUGAUAAAGAGGUAAUAGUAAAGAAUCAAGAAGCUUGGUUUGUUAAAGUUAUAGCUAUCCUUUUUGUUCGUUCACAUUGUUCUGAUGCUACUUCUUUAGGAUAUUUAUCUGAGAAGUUGAAUGAUCCCUUGGUUGCAUUUGAGGUAAUUAAGAGGCUAAAUAACAACCCACAAGUGGGUUUGAAGUUCAUGGAAUUUUGUAGAUUGAAUUUCAGUCUUAUUCAUUGUUUUUCAACUUACGAAUUACUUAUUAGGUCUUUAUGUCAAAUGGGUCUUCAUGAUUUGGUUGAAAUGGUGAUUGGUUAUAUGAGGAGUGAUGGGCAUUUGAUUGAUAGUAGAGUUCUAGGAUUUUUGGUAACUUCAUUUGCACAAGCGGGGAAGUUUGAUCUUGCUAAGAAAUUGAUUAUUGAAGUUCAAGGUGAGGAGGCUAGGAUUAGUUCUUUUGUGUAUAAUUAUUUGUUGAAUGAGUUGGUCAAAGGGGGUAAGGUACAUGAAGCUAUCUUCUUGUUUAAAGAGAAUUUGGCAUUCCAUUCUCGUCCGAAUACUUGGACCUUCAAUAUUCUUAUCCGAGGUCUUUGCAGAGUAGGGGAAGUUGAGAAGGGUUUUGAACUAUUUAAUGCUAUGCAAAGUUUUGGUUGUUUGCCUGAUGUUGUUACAUAUAACACUCUUAUAAGUGGAUUGUGUAAGGCUAACGAGUUAGAUAGAGCAUGUGACUUAUUGAAGGAAGUUCAGUCUAGAAAUGAUUGUUCACCAGAUGUUAUGACCUAUACAUCUAUUAUAUCUGGGUUUCGUAAGUUGGGUAAGCUGGAGGCCGCCUCUGUCCUUUUUGAGGAGAUGAUUAGGUCUGGGAUUGAGCCCACUGUAGUCACUUUUAAUGUUCUUAUUGAUGGCUUUGGCAAGAUUGGCAACAUGGUUGCAGCAGAAGCAAUGCACGAAAAGAUGGCCUCUUAUAGUUGCAUACCUGAUGUAGUAACCUUCACAUCCUUGAUUGAUGGUUAUUGUAGAACAGGAGAUAUUCGUCUGGGUUUAAAGGUUUGGGAUGUGAUGAAAGCAAGAAAUGUAUCUCCAAAUAUUUAUACUUACUCAGUUAUUAUUAAUGCUCUCUGCAAGGAUAAUAGAAUUCAUGAAGCUCGUGAUCUUUUGAGGCAAUUGAAGUGCAGUGAUGUCUUUCCGAAACCUUUUAUAUAUAACCCUGUAAUAGAUGGGUUUUGCAAGGCUGGGAAUGUGGAUGAGGCAAAUGUGAUUGUGACGGAAAUGGAGGAAAAGAGAUGCAGGCCUGAUAAAGUGACAUUCACUAUCCUUAUUAUUGGGCAUUGUAUGAAAGGCAGAAUGGUUGAAGCACUUGAUAUUUUCAAGAAGAUGCUGGCAAUUGGUUGUGCCCCAGAUAACAUUACUAUUAGUUCAUUGGUAGCUUGCCUUCUCAAGGCUGGAAAGCCUAGUGAAGCAUUUCACAUUGUGCAAACGGCAUCAGAGGACCUCAACUUGAGUUUUUCAUCUCUUAGAAAAACGUUUCCUAUGAGAGUGAAGACAGACAUUUCAGUAGCUGCUUGAGAGAGGGUCAGACGGGUUGUCACACUAUCAGAUUAGGCUUGUUGGACCAUUCAAUUAAGCAAGGUCCUGCUAUCACAUACACCUCCAAAUUAGAGCACAAAUACCAGACAGUUUCAACGAUUUAUAGCAAGUCUACCAUGGGUGUAUCUUGGUUACUUUCUCUUACUCAAAAGUUGUCAUGGAUUUCAUGGGAAUGAUGUAGUAGGAAGGAUAUAUGCAAAAGGGGAGGAAGAAAAGAGUGUUUUAUAGAAAAACCACCAUACACACGCCCAUGCACAAGAAAGAAAGAAUAGAAAACAAAGAAAGAUUGUAUGCCAAUCAUAAUUAUAGUUGGAAAGACUGGCAGUUCCAUUAUUCAAAAUUAUCAAACUAGCCUGUAGACCAUUUUACAGUUAGAAGUCAUACUAACCUGCGAGAGAACUUAAAGGUCAUUCAGAGCAAAUUACUCAAAAAAUUUCAAGAAGUCCUUCCUCUGCUUCGAGUAACUUAGAGACCACAUAAGAUGCUUGAGAAGUGUCCACCGCAGUACAGAAUGGAAACCUAGUAGGGUUCGUGGCAGUUUACAACCUGCUAUUGGCAACAUCAGUACUUCCUCAGUUACUGCAGGAAAGUGUUUGUGCAACUAACCCCAGAUACUUUUAGAGGUGUUUCGUCCUUCCAGGUUGAACAUGUAAGACUAGAUGCCAGAGAAUUCAACAUUUUCACGAAGACUAUUCCUGGGCAUCUCGUCUCUUUGAUGCUUGCAAGCAGGGCAGCAAAAGAGACUGAUGGGAAAGGAGUUUCACAAGAGUGUUCCAAAUUGAAUGUUGAGUGGAAGGAGAAGCCUUGGUUAUGGUACUAUUGGGCAGUUGGGGAUGAUUAGGAGUUGACAUGCAUCUCUGCUUGGCGUUCACAUUGACACAUUUCUGUCUAAAUUGUAAUAAAUUUGUGGUUCUCACUGCUGCUCAUUUUUCGUUAUCUCCAUCGAGUAGAGUUACUUUGAUGAGAUUCUUUUGCUUGUGAACUUCGAGUCUGUCGCAAAUAGCCCAGGAGAUGGUGGUGUCUGCUCCAUCCCUUCCCUUUAUUUGCAGUAUUAGAAUAUCGACAUGUAUAAUAAGAUACAGUAGAUAAUUCAUGAUCUUAUAACAAAAUCAUUAUUGAUGCUAUAAAUUUUGAAGUUCUCACAA
Ricinus communis (castor bean) is the source of this 3170-nucleotide messenger RNA. RefSeq names its product pentatricopeptide repeat-containing protein At2g06000. NCBI's taxonomy places the organism in Eukaryota, Viridiplantae, Streptophyta, Magnoliopsida, Malpighiales, Euphorbiaceae. Gene Ontology annotation, molecular function: protein binding. Bases 349 to 2004 code for a protein of 551 amino acids. The record is from RefSeq and is a predicted model, not a curated record. The transcript has 3 exons.